UUUCACAACGUCUCCUAGUAUGAAACCAAAACACAAUCGCAAACCUGCCGCACACGAUGUGAAAGGCGAAAACAAUUAAAAAUUUUAAUCAGUUACUUGAAGUCCACUUGAUGGAUCGGGCUGUGCAUCCUCUAGAACACUUCUGAUAUUUCGAUAACGCCAGUCUGCAGUCGAUAACCUUUGGUUGGUUACGUACACCUAAAUAUUGAUGUUGUCUUGUUACCGGCUUAGUUUUGGUUGUUGCUUUCGUUGAAAAAUGGGUGCUAUGACCGUUGUUCAUGCCGUUUUUGCAGUGCAUUUUUGGUUUGGGUGUUACUACGAUUGGGUACACGUAAGGAUACCCAAAAAUGAGCACAUGGGGAUGGCUUUCAGUUUCGGGAAUACGGAGAAGCUGAAGUUUUUAACUUUCUGGAAUGCGCUCCUGCAAGGAUUGUUCUUCACAAUAUGCCUACUCAACGAUAUCAUAGGAACCAAUGAGCCAAAUCCAAAGAAAACGCCAAUCAUAAGAAAGGUUAAAGAUACGCUGUUCACUGCCUUGGCAUUUCCACUCUCGAUUUUCGUAGGAACGACCUUCUGGGGUAUCUACGCCGUAGAUAGAGAAUUGGUGUUCCCCAAGAUCCUAGACAAGUAUUUUCCAGUAUGGCUGAACCAUGUGAUGCACACCAACAUCAUGAUCUUUGUCUUGAUCGAGAUGGCCAUGAACUUCCGAUCUUAUCCAAAAAGGAAGACUGGCAUCUCCAUAUUGGGGGUCUUCAUGAUGUGCUACUUAAUCUGGAUGCAUGUUAUAUAUCAUUAUUCCGGUGUGUGGGUCUAUCCCAUUUUUGAAGUCCUUAACCUGCCACUGCGAAUAUUGUUUUUCGUAGGGCUUCUAGUCUUAAUAGUAGUUAUGUAUUUAAUAGGGGAAGGAUUGAACAAUAUAUUAUGGUCAAACCAAAUCAAAGCUGUUAAAAGCAACAAGGCGAAGAAAAGACAUUAGACUUGUUAUUGAUACAGAGUAGCUAUUACAUUAUUGAUAAAAUUUUAAUUUUUCAAAA
This is a messenger RNA of Harmonia axyridis, 1034 nucleotides long. Its product is annotated as androgen-induced gene 1 protein-like. NCBI's taxonomy places the organism in Eukaryota, Metazoa, Arthropoda, Insecta, Coleoptera, Coccinellidae. The transcript is spliced from 3 exons. Gene Ontology annotation, cellular component: membrane; endomembrane system. Bases 257 to 976 code for a protein of 239 amino acids. The record is from RefSeq and is a predicted model, not a curated record.